AUGGCUAAGAAAAAUGAUUCUUCACUUUCUGAAGUUGUAAAGGAAGUUGUAGAGCAACAGCAAUCCCAAACAUCUGAAAUAGAAAAAAACAAAAAAAUUCUGUUCCAGUUGCAGAAUGAAGUCUGUGAACUUGAGAAACAAAUAGGAUCUGUCAUAGCGGAGACAAAAGAAACAGAAAAGUACAUUUAUCAACAAGAAAGUGAAAUAGAAAAAACCAAGCUUCACUGUGGAAGCCUAGAAGCUCAAAUCAAAUACUUACAUGCAGAAAAUGUAAAGCUCAAAUUUUCCAUAGAAACAGCACAAGAAGAGUUUGAGGAGUGCCUUACAAGAAAUAAUGCAUAUGAUGAGAAAAUAAGAAUAUAUAAAGAAGGUCUUGCUGAGGCAGAAAAUAAAUGGCCAUUUAUGAUUGAACUCCAUCAGAAAAAAGAACAAGUUAAAAAAUUAAUGACAAAGAAAAAGGAACUGAUCCAUGGUCUCCAAAAUCCAGAAGGAAACAUGAUAAAACAAGAACAGGAAGAAAUUAAUAAUCUAAAAGAAAAAAUGGUAACUAUAGAGGCAUCUAUCUCCACAAAAAACAAUUUGCUGGAGGAAGAGAAAAGGGUACAUGAAAAAUUGAUAAAAGAAAUAGAGGUGCAAAAUAAAAGGUACGACGCUAUCUUAAAGCGCCUACACUGUCAGGUGAACAAGCUUCAGGCAAACAGAAGACACUGGCAGUGGAAUAUUCAACAGAUGGAAAAAACUUCAGAGGAACUAAGAAAACGCAUAGGAAUGACAGAGUAAAAGAGUACUCUGGCAAAAUGAAGAAUACAGGUGACAGUGUAUGUCAUCCUUGGCAUAUAGUAAAAUAAUUUGGGAAAUAAGCCUUUGUUUCUAUGACUAGCCUUCAAAGAGACUUAGAUAGUGAAUACGUUUCUUCCUUUUUGUGAAAACUAGCUCUCAGUUGUUAAUUAAGGCACUACAGUUGAGAAUAGGUAUAUGGUAGAAGAGUCUGCAGAAAUCUUGAGUAUGUUGUGGAGGACUGUACUGAUUUGUGUAGAUGAGUUAUAGAGAAAGAAGCCCUAUCCACAGUUGGAUUAUAUGGAUGGACCAACUGGGAAAGACCCUUUUGUACAGAGAGUCCAUUCGGCUAAAUGCUGAACUGUUUGAAAAUUGAGUGUCUACUUCUAUUCUUUCUGUUCUUUUGUGUUUCAUUUAGCACCA
Dromiciops gliroides (monito del monte) is the source of this 1200-nucleotide messenger RNA. RefSeq names its product coiled-coil domain containing 122 (gene CCDC122). The record is from RefSeq and is a predicted model, not a curated record. Lineage: Eukaryota; Metazoa; Chordata; Mammalia; Microbiotheria; Microbiotheriidae. The transcript is spliced from 4 exons. The coding region runs from base 1 to 780 and encodes 259 amino acids.